CAAGUUUUUCACAAAGGACUAUUAAAUUGUCUGUUUGUGGGAAGCUCAAAUGGUGACGAUGCGUGUAAAUGUAAGAGAUCUCAGAAACUUCCCAAAUGACCAUCAAUUGAGUAAAUAAUGGACAGAGAAAAACUGCAGGGACAUUGGACCAUAAUUCAAGCAGGACCGCCUGACUGUCUCCCCCUCAGCCCUCCCUCCUCUCACCCCGCUCCGCUCCGCUCAGAGAGUCCAGUCCGGGGUUUCCAGCGCAGACGCGCAGGAGUUGAGGACUCCUCACCAUAGUUAACGCUGCCCACUGAACCCCGCAUCUGUCCCGCAACUCCGCAGCAAGUGGACCGAGAGGGAGACUGGACUCGAACACAGAAGGGAUAAUCCCAACCGGUACCGAAACGACGGUCGCGUGCAGCAGCCCCGCGGGUUGAUGUGCGCUCAGAGAUGCAAGCCUCACUGCUCCUGCUCGUCUGCGUCCUGGCUGCCGCCGUUGGCCAGGAGCCUGACCACAGCCACGGCUGCGCCCAUGGCAGCUGUUACCCAGCAACAGGGGAUUUGCUGAUUGGACGAGAGAAGAACCUGAAGGCCUCAUCCACAUGUGGGAUGAGGAGAAAAGAGCCCUACUGCAUUGUCAGUCAUCUGCAGGAUGAAAAGAAGUGUUUCGACUGCGACUCCAGACGGCCGUAUGACCCUGUGUACAACACCAUCAAUCACCGGAUAGAGAACGUCAUCACUGCCUUCAAACCUCACCGCAAGAAGUCCUGGUGGCAGUCUGAGAAUGGAAAGUCGGAUGUCUUUAUCCAGCUGGAUCUGGAAGCAGAGUUUCAUUUUACUCACCUAAUUAUGACCUUCAAGACUUUCCGUCCGGCAGCCAUGCUGAUUGAGCGGUCAGCAGAUUUUGGUCGUACCUGGCAGGUUUACCGUUACUUUUCCCACGACUGCGCGACAACCUUCCGCGGAGUGUCCCAGGGUCCUUUGCGUAACAUUAAUGAUGUCAUCUGUGAGUCACGCUACUCUGACAUUGAGCCGUCAACGGAGGGAGAGGUUAUCUACAGAGUGUUGGAUCCAUCCAUCAGGAUUAUGGAUCCGUACAGCCCGAACAUCCAGAACCAGCUGAAGAUCACCAAUUUGAGAGUGAACUUCACCAAGCUUCACACUCUAGGAGACAACUUGCUGGACCCCAGAGCUGAAAUCAAAGAAAAGUAUUACUAUGCCAUAUAUGAGCUUGUCGUACGUGGAAACUGCUUUUGCUACGGCCACGCCUCGGAGUGCGCCCCCAUCGAUGGCAUCAGGGAUGAUAUAGAAGGAAUGGUUCACGGCAGGUGUGUGUGUAACCAUAACACCAAUGGUCUGAACUGUGAGCAAUGUGAUGACUUUUACAACGACCUGCCCUGGAGACCAGCUGAGGGACGAAACACCAACGCCUGCAAGAAGUGUAACUGCAAUAGCCACUCAAGUGUGUGUCAUUUCGACAUGGCGGUGUAUCUGGCCACUGGAAACAGCAGCGGAGGAGUGUGUGACGACUGUCAGCACAACACUAUGGGACGCAACUGUGAAAUGUGCAAACCUUUCUAUUAUAAAGACCCUUUUAAGGAUAUCAGGGACCCACGAGUCUGCAUAGCUUGUGACUGUGACCCAGAUGGGUCCCAGAAUGGGGGGAUGUGCGACAGCCACACGGACCCUUCUCUCGGCAUGGUUGGAGGUCAGUGCCGUUGCAAGGCCAAUGUGGAGAGUCCGCGCUGCGACAAGUGUAGGAGCGGCUUCUUCGGCCUGAGUGCUGACAACCCCCAGGGCUGCCAACCUUGCCGUUGUGACCAUAGAGGAACAGUGUCAGGAAGCUCUCAGUGCGACCCGGUCAGUGGAGACUGCUUCUGCAAGCGUCUUGUCACUGGACGCAGCUGUGACCAGUGUUUGCCAGAACACUGGGCUCUGAGCCACGACCUGAACGGCUGCCGAGGCUGCGAGUGUGAUAUCGGAGGAGCCCUAGACAACCACUGCUCCAUGGAGAGUGGUCAGUGUCGCUGCCGCAGUCAUAUGACAGGACGCCAGUGUACACAGGUGGAGUCUGGAUAUUUCUUCAUUGCGCUUGAUCAUUUCCUCUAUGAGGCUGAGCUGGCCAAAAUGGGGCAGGGCUCCAUGUUGGAGACGAGGGAGCACCAGCCAGGUCGCCCCGCCACAUGGACGGGCAUUGGGUUUGCUCGAGUACCUGAGGGUGGCACCCUGGAGUUCCGCAUCACUAACAUCCCCUAUUCUAUGGAAUAUGACCUGCUUAUCCGUUAUGAGUCACAGAUGCCUCGAGACUGGGAAGAAGUGCGUAUAACAGUGAUCCGUCCAGGGCCGAUUCCUACCAGUAGCCCCUGUGGAAACACCAUCCCAGAUGAUGACAGACUUACUGUUUCCCUGCCUGCUGGAGCCAGGUUUAUGGUCCCUCCUCAUCCUGUGUGUCUGGAGAGAGAUGUGGCUUACACCCUCCGCUUUGAGUUCAGACGCUAUCAGGAUGCCAACAGUAUCCUCAAUGGCGCGGCCAAUGCUGUCCUCCUUGUGGACUCUAUUGUGUUGAUGCCCCGCCACUCCUCCAUGGAGAUGUUCAAUGCAGGGGACCCAGCCUCUAACAACAGGAAGCAGACCUAUGAGCGAUAUCGCUGCCACGAAGGGGCAAAGAGUGUGACCCGCCCGCUGAUGAGUGACACCUGUGCUAAGCUAAUUACCAGCAUGUCGGCCAUUAUAAAUGACGGGGCUCUGCCUUGUAACUGCGAUCCUCAGGGGUCCAUCAGCUCCCUGUGUGAUGUCCGUGGGGGCCAGUGCCGCUGCAGGCCCAAUGUGAUUGGUCGACGCUGUGAUCAGUGUGCUCCUGGAACUUACGGCUUUGGACCCUCAGGCUGUGCAGCCUGUGGUUGCAGCUUGGAAGGCUCCGUGACUCGACUUUGUGACAAGUUCACUGGCCAGUGCCAAUGCCGUCCAGGAGCGUUUGGUCAGCGAUGCGACGGAUGCCAGGCGGGUCACUGGGGCUUCCCCAGUUGCCGACCCUGCCAGUGUAAUGGACACGCCGACGAGUGUGACCAGAGGACCGGAGCCUGCAUCAGCUGUAGGGACAACACCGGAGGAGACAAGUGUGAAAGGUGUGCCAAUGGUUACUAUGGUAACCCAGUGUUAGGCAUGGUGUCCGGUGGUCAGUGUCGUCCAUGCCCCUGUCCAGAUGGGCCCAACAGUGGACGUCACUUUGCUGCUUCCUGUUACCAGGACAACCGUAGCAGACAGAUUAUCUGCAACUGUAACCAGGGUUACACAGGGAUUGUUAAACGCUCCGGGGUGACCAUUUUUAAGCGUGCUCGAUGUGAGGAAUGUGCCCCGGGUUAUUACGGCAACCCCUCUCAGCCCGGAGGCCGCUGCCAGCCGUGCCAGUGCAACAACAACAUAGACAUGUCAGACAUCGGCUCUUGUGACCGGCAAACCGGAGAGUGCAGGAAAUGCCUUUACAAUACAGAGGGCCUCAACUGUGGCAUCUGCAGGAGUGGAUAUUUUGGAGAUGCUUCCCGACGCAACUGCAGAAAGUGCACAUGCAACUUCCUGGGUACUGAUCGCAGCCAGUGUAUGGAGCGUGAGGACUGUGUGUGCCAGCGUUCCACAGGGCAGUGCCAGUGUCUACCCAAUGUCAUUGGCCUGACAUGUGACCACUGCGCCCCCGACCACUGGAACCUGGCCGGUGGGAGGGGCUGUGAAGCCUGCGGCUGUGAUCCCAACAACUCAGUCACCUCCUCAUGUAAUGAGUUCACUGGGCAGUGUCAGUGUCGUGAUGGCUUCGGGGGGAAGACCUGCACAGACUGUCAGGAGAACUACUGGGGAGACCCUCAGACCCAGUGCAGAGCUUGUGACUGUGACUGGCGAGGCAUUGAGACCUCUCAGUGCAACAGGGUGACGGGCCACUGUGUCUGCCAGCAGGGGGUGUCGGGUGUCCGUUGUGACCAGUGUGCCAGAGGCUUCUCUGGCCAGUUCCCCAACUGUCAGCCCUGUCACCAGUGUUUCGGGGACUGGGAUCGCAUUGUGCAGGACCUGGCGGUGCGCACCAAGACACUGGCAGAACGUGCCCAUGAGAUUCAGACCACUGGGCUCACUGGGGCCUAUGAGAAGGCCUUCAGAGACCUGGAGGAGAAACUGGCACAAGCUCAGGGUAUUGUCAACACACGCAACGCGACGGCUACAGCCGUCGCUACCCUGAUGGAGCUUAUUGAAGAUCUUAGAGCGCAAAUUGGUGAGACAACGGACACCCUGAACCGCCUGGAAGGAGACCUAACCAUCGUCCAAGAUGGCAACUCUGAGGCAAGCAAAGAUCUGAGUGCUCUGGAGAGAGAGGCUAAAGAGCUAAACCUCACUUCAGAGCAGCUGCACCACCAACUGGAUGUCCUCAAAAACUCCAACUUCCUUGGUGCAUACGACAGCAUCCGUACCUCCUACAACAAGUCUCGUGAUGCAGAGCGGCGUGCCAAUGAAUCAACAACCACCAGGCCCAGCACAGUCAGCCAGUCCGCAGACACUCGACGCCGUACCGAACGCCUUAUCGCUGCCAAGAAGGACGACUUCAACCGUAAAAACUCUGCUAACAAGCGUGCGCUUGGAGAACUCAACACCAGAGCACAGGGCCUGGACAUGAAGAAGAUCAAUGAGAAGGUGUGUGGCGCCCCAGGUGAUGCUCCUUGUGGGGAAAGUCCUUGUGGGGGUGCAGGUUGUCGUGACGAUGAGGGGAACCGUCACUGCGGAGGCCUGAACUGUAACAGUGCUGUAUCAUUAGCUGACAAUGCCCUGGAGAGAGCCAAACAUGCAGAGAAGGAGCUGAACAAAGCUAUGGGAGAGGUGGAGGGACUCUUUACAAAGGUGGCAGAGGCCAAGAGCAAGGCAGAGGAGGCCAAGGGUAAAGCCCAGGCUGCUCUAGACAAAGCCACCGCCACCAAGAACAAAGUGGAGCGCUCCAACAAUGAUCUGAGAGACCUCAUCAAGCAGAUCAGAGAAUUUCUCACUCAGGAGGGUGCGGACCCGGACAGCAUUGAGGCCGUGGCGAACCAUGUGCUGGCGCUCUCCAUCCCUGCCUCACCCCUACAGAUCAGACAUCUCGCUGAUGAAAUCAAGGAUCGGGUUCGUAGCCUUUCAAAUGUGGAUGCCAUCCUGGAGCAGACACAGGAUGAUGUCCGCAAGGCAGAGCAGUUGCUGCUGGAUGCCAAGAGGGCAAGGCAUCGUGCUGAGGGGGUAAAGACCACAGCUGAGACAGUGAAACAAGCAUUGGUGGAUGCUAAGACAGCCCAGACAUCAGCAGAGAAAGCCAUAGAAAGAGCCAGAGCUGACAUUGGGGACACUGAGGCCCGACUGGCACAGAUUGAGUCAGAGACAUCCAACAGCGAGAAGGACUUGAAUGAUGCCAUGGAUCGCCUAGGCACACUGGGACGGGAGAUCAGUGCCCUGAAGACCAAGCGUGCCAACAACAGCAUGGCAGCAGCCCGAGCUGAAGAGACAGCCACCAUGGCCCGAGACAAGGCAGACGAAGCCAAACAGAUUCUAGAUGGCCAGCUGACAGAUAAAUACCAUGAGGUGCAGCAGCGGGUUGACACGAAGGCCAAAGCUGUGAAGGAUGCCAAGAAAAGAGCAGAGAGCCUCAGAGAUGAAGCGAAAGAGCUACUGAGAGAUGCCCAGAACAAGCUCCGGAGACUAGCAGAGCUGGAGAAAAACUAUGAGGAGAACCAGAGAAAGCUGGAGGGGAAAGCUCGUCAGCUGGAUGGCUUGGAGGACCAGAUGAAAGCCAUCCUCAGUGACAUCAACAAACAGAUCCAGAUCUACAACACAUGCCAGUAACUCAGCAGUCUUUUUGAAAGUUAUACAAAAGGGGUUUCACACUGAAGACAACAUUAGCCCUAGGCUGAGAGUUGACACUUGGAACCUGGGGCUAAGAAGGCACUACGAAUGCUUUUAGCUUUGGGCUAAGUGCAGUGUGAGAUAUAUUUACCCACAACUGAAGUAAAGGUUGUCUGAUAUCACCUAUGUUAUUUUAAUUUAUGUACAUUGUUUUUGUUUUUAAAUUCUAAAACGAUCUGGAGAUGUAUCUGUGUUUGACUUUUUGUUUUGACCGUGAAAAAUGAAAAUUGGUUUUGAGAAAGUCAUUAAUACACAGAUGUGGCUGAAAAAUAAUUAUGCAUCGCGAAUAUAUGUAGUUUAACCAGUUAUUAAUUGUGUUAUUUACUGUUGCAUAAUCAACAGGUCAAUAUCCUUUUCUCCCUGAUUUUCUAUAAAGUCUCUGUGACUAUUGGAGGUAUAUUCUGAGCUGUGCUCAUCACAAACAUCAUCAAACUGUAUUGGACAAUGUCUUCUCUCAGGAUAAAACACCACAACUUCUGGAUGCAUAAAGUUUAACAUCAUCUGUUUAAAUUGAACUGUGGAUCAUGGUUGAGACUGUAACAGUUCUGACUUAUUCUCAAACAAGCCAAAAUACAGAGAUUUUUGAGGACUUCAGUCGAAUAAAGAAAUAAACUGAGUUCUUGCAAUGAUAGAUUAUAAAGUUAAAGAUUAUUUGAUAAAAUUUGUGCCAAUGUGGGUGCUAGAAUUAUAGUUUUGAAUGUCUGCCUUUAUACAUAUAAGACAAAAACAAAUUAUAUGACCAUUUUUAUGUGAAAAUAGAUGAACUGUUUGAUACUGCAAGUAAAUAGAAAGAACCAGCCAAAAACACUUCUGCCUGAAGUAGCCAAAGACCAAAAAUAAAUAAAUAGAGAAAUAAAUACACCUCCCAGCACCUUCAAAGGUCACAGAUUAUCUCUGAUUUCCUGGUUGUCACGGUGAAGUUUCCCUGUCCAUUCUUCUUUCUAAGAUAUAGUCUGGCACAUAUUCCUGUAAAACCACUCUUCCACACUUUGUGUUCUUGGAUGGAGUAAACAAGAUAUAUUGUGCUGAUUUAGAGGGGCUGGUCGACAGGCUUUUCAAGAUGUAGACAGAGCUGGGCUUGCUGUUUCCCCUUGUUUCCACUAUUUAUACUAAGCCAAACAAACUGUUUCCUCAAAUGAACUGAUGUUGGAGUGUAUUGAUCUCCUCAUCUAACUCUCAGAAGGAAAGCAAAUAAGUGUAAUUCCCAAAACGUUUUGCCAUGCUGUUUGCUGUGUUUGUUAUGGUUUCAGUUAUCGCUGGGAUUCAAUUUUAUGAAUGCCAGACGUGAGAUGAACAGGUUGUGACUGUCUGUUUAUCAAAUAGAAUAUAAGGUCUGCAGUAACUGAACCCUUACUGGAGUGAUAUAGUAUUCUACGGUAUGCAUAGUGUUGAAUUGUGCCUUAUAAUAUGCCAGUGUCUUGGACGUUCACUCAUGUGCUACUUUCAUGACAAUUUGUGUUUGAGGAAGCAAAAAACUAUAAGUUUGUACACAUGCUUCUCUCAGGUCACAUAUCAACUGGCAGCCAAGUGAUUUCGAUACUUACCAAAGCAAAAGUACCAAAAGGAGCAUGUGUAAAGUUUUUCUGUGUACAGUUUUGUGAAUAAAGGUUGGAUAACUUAACA
Molecule: messenger RNA, 7512 nt
Organism: Acanthopagrus latus (yellowfin seabream)
Lineage: Eukaryota; Metazoa; Chordata; Actinopteri; Spariformes; Sparidae
Gene: lamb2
Product: laminin, beta 2 (laminin S)
Exons: 37
Coding region: 436-5829 (1797 amino acids)
Biological process (GO): cell migration; basement membrane assembly; substrate adhesion-dependent cell spreading
Cellular component (GO): laminin trimer
Molecular function (GO): integrin binding; extracellular matrix structural constituent
Source: RefSeq, a predicted model, not a curated record